GUGGUGGGGCGACGGAGAAUCGGAGAGGAAGGGAGUUUCUCGUGUGCACGCUCUUUGCGGGCGUACAUUUCACCAGUCGUGAACGCUGUCAGUGAGCGUCAGUCUCGAAGGAGUGGUCCUGCCGGUGUCCUCGUUCGCGUCAGGAUCCUCCUUUGUGCGAGGACGUCCAACGCUCCUCGCUCCUCGAAAAUUUUCCAAACGAUUCUCGCGCGCGAGUGAAUCUUCUCUCUCACCGACAAAUAGGAAAGAAAAAAAAAGACCGCGAUUUUCGAUUUCCUACGAUCCUGCUACGUCGAUCAUCCUCGUUGAGAAAACAAAUUUCUUUUAACCUCUCCUGUUUCACCACGUCUCGAAUAAUAUAUAUAUAUAUCUAUUUAUCCUGAAACGAAUCAGCUAGAGGAUCAAGGAGAGGAUCAAGGAUCAAGGAUCGAAGAGUGAUUGGAUGAAGCUCGAUCGAGGAAAAAGUGGAUGAUGGAAAGGAAAGGAGGAUAUGGAAGGAGACACGGUGUGAAAUUAGUGUGAGGGAAAGGCUAGGUGGUCGUUGGAAUCGAUGGACACUACUCGUAUCGGAAGAGAUCGACUAAAAAUAGAUCGCGUCGUUGUUCCGCUCCGCGCCAGCCUGCAAUUAUUCCGCUCGAAAAUCUCGCAACUCGCAAUUUUCCGCCGACUGUCGGCUGUCAUUUGCGCACCGCCGUGAAGCAUGAGCCGGCGAGGAGCCGUUGAAGGAACCCUUGGAAGGACGGUGAACCCCGCGUUUCGUUUAAAAACCGUGCACCGGCUGAGAUUCACGGCGGCCGGGACACGUGGCUCACCCGUGUGAUUUAUGCGACUGGGAACGCGCGGGUUUUUAAAGAGCGAGUUUUGACUCGGGGAGGCGACGUUGAAAACAAGAGGACAGGAAGAUCGAGGAGGAGACGCUCAUCGAUCUUCUCUCGGCAAACUAUCUGGACAAAUGCCAGAUAAUUCGUCUCCGAUUUUUUUCGUGUGACAAACCUGAGACAAUUUGAUUUGUAUUCGUGAAAUCGAAUACUUUUUGAUCGGUAAACGUGGUAAGUUCUAUCUAUCGAUUUGAGCAGAUAUUAUUCCUUUGAUCGUUAAUUUCGUGCAAACGAAAUCGAAAAGGUGAUUUCGUAGAGGUGAUUGGAGAUUCGAGUUAUAAGAUUCGAUACGAAUGAAAAGUGCAAGUCGAUGCUGGAAAAUGUCCAGCGCAAUGACUCAUACCCAAGGUCGUCUCACUGGACCAAACCUUUCUAACCGACGACCCGGAGCAACGGUCUGACGGUCUUAUAUCUUGUAUCUGAUUUAUCUGAUUUAUAAACGAGCAAAUAAUAAAAAUCUCGAAACAGAGGAAAUUAAUAAACAGGUUUAAUUCUUCUUCGUGUUCGAAGAAAGAAAGAAAGAAAAAUCCCAUUACCGUCCGAUUUCAUUGAUUUCAUAGAUUUAAAACUAAUAAAACGCUCUUCUGCUUCAUCUUUGUUGCUUCAAUUUUCUCGUGUCAAGGAUCUUUCGUUUAAAAAGUAAAUCCAUCCGUAAAAUUAACGAGAUAGCCUCUAAAAUAGAGACGAGAUCUUAGAGAGAUUCCAAGAAGAGGAGAAACUAGGAAAAACUAACUCUACUCCUUCAAACAAAUAUACUCAAACUUUUCGUAAGAAUUCUCUUUCGAAAAAAGAAUCGUUCUUGUACCUUCUUCGACUGGAAAAACGAGACGAGUUCUUAAGGAUUCUUUAAAAAAAAGGAAAGGGAAGAAGUGAAUCCAAACCAUGAAAGUGAGAAGUUAUCCCGGCAGAGCGGUGUUGGAGGAUCCAGAAUUACUGUUGGACCCUGACGCUACUCGGGGGAGGGCCAUGGAGCUUCUGUACGAGGCCAGUUGGCGAGAGUGCGGCGUGAACUGGACGACCGGCAACGGAAGGAGCAAGCCUCCGUCGAGGGAGGACGAAUACAGGCAGCCGUACGCCGAGGUGAUCUCCCAGCUCGAGGGUGUUCUUGGGGAUGGCCGCGUCGGAUGUUCAGCGAGAGAGGAUUCGGAGUCGAGGAGAUCGAGCAGCACUGGGACCAGUGACAGCGAAUCGAGCGAGCUGAACCAGCCUGGAAAUAACAAAGGUGGAUUUCUCAUACCGAGGCCGAGGCUGAUCGUACCGGUUCACACCUACGCCAGGAGACGAAGAACCGGCGCCCCUCCUCCGCUCAGGAGGCGACAGAUACGCGAAGAGGGGAAGGUCGAGGUGUCGCGUGAUGGUAAAUAUUUGAGCACGUUGGCACCAGGAAAGGUACUUGGCGAACUGGCAAUUCUCUACAACUGCAAAAGAACAGCUACGAUAACAGCGGCUACCGAUUGCCAGCUAUGGGCCAUCGACCGACAAUGCUUCCAAACCAUUAUGAUGAGAACUGGCCUUUCACGGCAGGCCGAAUACACGGAUUUCUUAAAGAGCGUUCCUAUCUUCAAGAAUUUGCCCGAGGAGACUCUAAUAAAAAUUUCAGACGUAUUGGAAGAGACUUUUUACAACAAUGGGGAUUACAUAAUCAGGCAAGGAGCGAGAGGAGACACAUUUUUCAUAAUAAGCAGAGGACAAGUCCGCGUCACGAUAAAACAGCCCGAUACACCGGAGGAGAAAUAUAUCAGGACCCUAAGCAAAGGCGAUUUCUUCGGUGAAAAAGCUCUUCAAGGGGAUGACCUGAGGACGGCCAACAUAAUCGCCGACGAUCCGGAAGGAGUGAGUUGCCUGGUGAUAGACCGUGAAACGUUCAAUCAGCUAAUCUCGUCCCUGGACGAAAUUCGUACACGAUACAAAGACGAGCUCGUCGAGCGUAGAAGGUUGAACGAGGAAUUCAGAGAUCUAAGACUGCAAGAUCUUCGACCAUUGGCCACUCUUGGUGUGGGCGGUUUCGGAAGAGUCGAAUUAGUUCAAAUAGCUGGCGACAGUUCGAGAUCAUUCGCUUUGAAACAGAUGAAGAAAGCCCAGAUUGUUGAGACGCGACAGCAACAACACAUUAUGUCAGAGAAGAGAAUUAUGGGGGAAGCUGAUUGCGAUUUCGUGGUAAAGUUGUUCAAAACGUUCAAGGAUAGGAAGUAUCUUUACAUGCUGAUGGAAGCCUGUCUUGGUGGCGAGCUUUGGACCGUUCUAAGAGACAAGGGUCACUUUGACGACGGCACGACAAGAUUCUACACCGCUUGCGUCGUAGAGGCAUUCGAUUAUCUUCAUUCUAGGAAUAUUAUAUACAGAGAUCUCAAGCCGGAAAAUCUCUUGCUUGACAGUCAAGGAUAUGUAAAACUCGUCGAUUUUGGUUUUGCCAAACGUUUGGAUCACGGAAGAAAGACGUGGACCUUCUGCGGCACGCCUGAAUACGUUGCACCGGAAGUUAUAUUGAAUAAAGGACACGAUAUCAGUGCCGAUUAUUGGUCUCUUGGUGUUCUGAUGUUCGAACUUCUCACUGGUACACCACCGUUCACCGGUGGCGACCCGAUGAAGACUUAUAACAUUAUUUUAAAAGGAAUCGACGCUAUAGAAUUCCCUAGAUCUAUCACGCGAAACGCGACUGCGUUAAUUAAAAAACUCUGCAGGGACAACCCAGCAGAACGUCUUGGUUACCAAAAGGGUGGAAUUAGCGAAAUACAGAAACACAAAUGGUUCGAUGGUUUUAAUUGGGAAGGUUUAAGAGCAAGAACCCUUGAACCUCCGAUCAUGCCGCGAGUUCAAAAUGCUACAGACACAACGAACUUUGACGAGUAUCCUCCAGAUUCAGAUCCACCACCACCUGAUGAUAUAUCCGGAUGGGAUAACGAUUUUUAGUCAAGAUCUAUUAAUAAUUCCUUUAACGAAAUUGCUCUUGAAAAAAAAGAAGUACGUGAAACUUCGAACCGUGUUCGACAAAUAGCGAAAAAAAAAAAAGUUGAAAGAUCGGUGGAGAAUGCGAGAAAUCAGCAUCUGCAUUUAUUCAAUAGGCUAAUAUGUGAUGCAUAGAUAACAUCGAUCGUCGAGAAACAUGAUAUGGAUAAAGACGAAACUGGUCUGUGAUAAAAGAAUCAGGCCAUUAAAAAGUAACUUUUUUUUUCAAAAAAAAAAAAAAUCCCCGUGUUCGUUACGUAAUCUAUGGAUGUAAAUGAUCGCACCGUAAUAU
This is a messenger RNA of Apis mellifera (honey bee), 4116 nucleotides long. RefSeq names its product cGMP-dependent protein kinase foraging (gene for). Gene Ontology annotation, molecular function: cGMP-dependent protein kinase activity; ATP binding. The record is from RefSeq and is a predicted model, not a curated record. Bases 1761 to 3788 code for a protein of 675 amino acids. Gene Ontology annotation, biological process: protein phosphorylation. The transcript is spliced from 9 exons. Lineage: Eukaryota; Metazoa; Arthropoda; Insecta; Hymenoptera; Apidae.